Messenger RNA from Angiostrongylus costaricensis, 1521 nucleotides. The record is from the annotation of a GenBank genome assembly. Lineage: Eukaryota; Metazoa; Nematoda; Chromadorea; Rhabditida; Metastrongylidae.
AUGGUCCUACAGUCAAUUUCUAGGGGAAUGUUUACUUCUGGACGUCCGUUUGCCAAUCUGAGGUUACCCAAUCGUGUCACAACAGUUCUCGUUUCGAGUGUUGGCUUAGGAAUUGUGCUGUUUGGUAUUCUUCUACGAAGGUGGCUUCGGAACAGAAGUGUCUCGGAAAGGCUUUCUUCUGGAUUAAAUGAUGGUGGUUCUCAGGAUGUAUUCAUAGAUACAUGUCACCAACUAGAUCGAUCAGAAGCAGUUCGGGCAUCGUCUCGUUUGCGAUAUACGCCUUCGAUCAGUGACCGUGGUAGUGUACGACAAGGUGGAAGUUCAAGACAUCGGAAUCACAUGAGCACUAGUAUGGAUCCUCUACCACUUGGAGUGGUCGACUCGACUCAAGAGUUAUUGCGAUCUUUGGAGAGAGCAGUCAGCGUGAUUGAGACCUACCGUAGCCACAGCGAGAAACACUCCAACUUAUUUGGAGAAUUCACUUCCAUAAUUGAUCGUUUGAAGGUGCUGGAAUCAGAUAUAGCUCGUCUCGUCGCUGAGGGUGCUAUUGGAGAUUUAAAAGAUGACCUUAAUACCACCAUACUUCCGCAAGGUGCGGUUUGGUCUGUGCACAAUCUUCCUCAUCCUGGAACACUUUCAGUCCUUUCUGAUGAUUCCUUUAUGUCUGCAUAUGAAGAAUUCGCGGUUACGUUUGAUAAUGACAUCCUCCGCGAUGAGCUAUCCAUCCCAGAAAACCAACUUCAUUUGUAUAAGGACGGUUUGAGGGCAGCAAAUCGUGGAGAGGUGAAUUUUAGAAAAAUGCGUGGAGAUAUUUGCCAAUGUGAGAACGAAUUGGAUUUUGCUGCGAAAUUGUGGUGCCUCCGUAAAGCGCUUGAAUUAUGCUUAAACGACGAGCGUAGGAAGAUGUGGUUAGCAAAUGCAGGACGCACUCUUCUUGGAGACAUUCUUAAGCACUCUAAACAGGAUCCAGCCCAAUUCUACACAGCUUUCGAUGCAUUGAUAGAAUUCUUUCGAAGUGAAGUUAAUGUGAGUCAAAUGGAAGAGGAGCUAGCAGGGCGUGGUGUUGUAGAAUUUGGUUUUUGGGAUGUCGUGCUUGAUUUCAUUCUUCUAGAUUCGUUCGAUGACAUUAGAUCACCUCCAUCUGCUGUGUAUUCUGUAACAAAGAAUUACUUCCUUUCGAAUUCUAUAAAAUACUCUACCAUUCGCACUAUAAUUUGGUCGAUGUUGAAGGCGAAACGUCAGAGGUUGAAAGAUAGUAAUGGAUUCAUAGCACAUAUCUAUGACAUCUCUGAAACAGUCUCACCGGCGAUUACUUUGGGAUUUCUUGGCACGGAUUCGCGUAUUGGUGAACUAUGCCAGUAUUUUAAGGAACAGGUAACUCAAUUCGUUGUUGACAUAUUCAAUUUAAAACGAGUACGCUACACAACUGUGGAGGCGUUGGCUGAAGAUGUUUGGAUUAUACUCGAAAGUCGAGCUGAAGCGCUACGCACCCGACUUGCUACCGAACUUAUUCCCGCUUAG